GUGACGGUUGGGUGCACAAGGCCUUGAACCUGGGCUCUCGUGUCCAUCUGGUGGAGGAGCUGCAGGUUUUUGAACCAGCACAACCCGUGGAGAGCCUGGUCCUGGCCGGGCGGAAGAAGCUGCUCUUCGCUGGCUCCCGUUUCCAGGUGGCCCAGUUGCCCCUGGCCGACUGCGGCCGUUACCAGUCGUGCACGGACUGUGUCCUGGCCCGGGAUCCCUACUGCGCCUGGAGCCGCAACGCCAGCCUCUGCGUCCGCACCGACGGCCUCAAUGGGUCCCAGCUGGUCCAGGACGUUCUGAGCUCCGACACCCGUGCCUGCACCCUCCCCCAGGUGGCCAAGCAAGGACCCAUCACCCCCAAAAACGUGACGGUGGUGGCCGGCACCGACCUGGUGUUGACUUGUCGCUUGGGUUCCAACCUGGCCCAGGCUCUGUGGACCUUUGAAGGCCGGGCUCUGGUGGCCCAACAGGCUCUGGUCCUACAAGAUGCCCGUUUACGGGCUCUGGUGGUCCCGGGGGCCGGUGCCCAACACAGCGGCACGUACCGUUGUUUUUCGGAGGAGCAAGGUGCCCGUUUGGGUGGUGAGGUGUACCAGGUGGCCGUUUUGGCGGGGAACGUGGUGCCCAUGGAGACACGGGCACCUUUGGAGAGUUUGGGGCUGGUGUGGGUGGUGGCCGUUUGCUUGGGCGCCCUGUGCUUGGUGUUGCUCUUGGUGGUGCUCUCCCUUUGGCGACGUUUACGGGAGGAACUGGGCAAAGGGAGCAAAGCCAUCGAGAGCACCUUGGUGUAUCCCAUCGAGUUGCCCAAGGAACCCCCCAGCCCCCGUUUCGUCCCCAGCGCCGCUUCCGAUUCGGAUGAGAAACUUUGGGAUCCGGCCAGUUAUUAUUAUUCCGACGGUUCCCUCAAAAUCGUGCCGGGGCACGCCGCUUGUCGCAACGGUGGGCCACCACUUGCCACCUCCCCCCCUGCCCCCAUCCCCGGGCAACCUCUCCAUUCUCCAACCCGUAUCCACUUGGGUCCAUUGAGGGGUUCUUCUUCCAACGGGUACAUCCGCCUGGCGCUGGGUGCCGAGGAGCGCCCACCCUGCGCCGAUUUAGCCGAGGAGCUGCGCCGCAAACUCCAGCAGCGCCAACCUCUGCCCGAUUCCAACCCCGAGGAGUCCUCGGUCUGAGCUUCCUCCCAUCCUCCCCACCACCA
Messenger RNA from Calidris pugnax (ruff), 1198 nucleotides. RefSeq names its product sema domain, immunoglobulin domain (Ig), transmembrane domain (TM) and short cytoplasmic domain, (semaphorin) 4C (gene SEMA4C). The annotation marks the transcript as partial. Gene Ontology annotation, molecular function: semaphorin receptor binding; chemorepellent activity. NCBI's taxonomy places the organism in Eukaryota, Metazoa, Chordata, Aves, Charadriiformes, Scolopacidae. Gene Ontology annotation, biological process: axon guidance; negative regulation of axon extension involved in axon guidance; negative chemotaxis. The transcript is spliced from 4 exons. The record is from RefSeq and is a predicted model, not a curated record.